AUGGAGUCCCGAGUAGAGACGGCAGAGCCGUCGAACAAACGCCCUCGGUCUCCCACCAGUGACUUCCCUCCCCUGACCGCCAAAGCUCCCAAGACGCACUCGAACCACCUCCAGAUCAACUAUCUCGCCCGCCAAUAUCCCGACAACCUCCCGCUGGUAUCCGUCGACGACACCAUGCCGGCGAUCAUCCACCUGCUUGGUGAGUACGACGGUGUGCUGCACCGGCAUGAGAGCAUCGCCGGCAACCUCGGCGCAUGCCCGCUGGGCCCCAUCCUGAUUAAGCGCUUCGAGCGCCUCUUCGACGGGCCCCCGCGCGUGCUCAAGACGCACGGCAAGGAUGGCCCCACCGUCACUUGGCUCGAUGUAGUCGAGUUCGCCAAGAGCAAGCCCGAGCAAUUCAACCUGGAGAAGCAGCGCGACGGCGUGCGCGUCUGUCAGUUCUACACGAAGCAGUGUCGCGUGGAGAUCAGCGAGGAGGACUUUGUGCUCAUCGCUUCCGGCAUGCCGCAGAAGAUGAUUCCGCCGCAGCCGAUUAUCGAGGAUGAGGAGAAGGAGCUGGGCGCGCUGGAGAUCUUGGAGAAGAAUAUGCAGCAGAUAAUCCAGAUGGCCGAUCAAGUUUCGGCGCGAGCUCGGCAGCUGAACCACCGCAUGAAGAACCGGCGAACCGCCAUCGUGAGCCGGCGAGAGAACGAUGCGUCUCUGAAUCAGCCCCGCUCUGCCGGGGAGCCCUGGCGUGAGGCGAACGGUCACAGCUCGGGGUCCCUCUACGCCUCCUCGCCCUCGGCUGGGUUUGUCGCUGUCAAUGCGCAUCGCCAUGAUGAGGAAGAGAGUCUUUCGUCGCAGUUUAUGUUUUCUCACUCUAACACCGACAAUGUCACCAUGAUCAACGGCACCUCGAUCAAGGGCGCAUCCCCCACGACGCGUGCCGAGCUGAUGAAGAAAUUUUUUACCACGGCAGACCGCCAGGCGCGCGGCUACGAUGAUCCAUCGAACCCCAACCCGCCGCCCGCACGGCCGCGGGCACGGGUUUCCGAUGCGGCCGAGUACAGCCUUUACAACACCGCGGUGAACCCGGUCGCCAUCCCCAGCACGCCGUCCUCGCUACUGCCGCCACCAAAGGCGAGCUCUCAGGAGAAAGAAGAUGGAGGGCUCUGGAAGCUGGAAAUGAUUGCGCGCAUGAACGAGUUGAAGCGCGGGGAGCGUCUGACGCCGCCUUGCGAUCGGUGUCGGCGGCUGCACAUGGACUGUCUCAAGAACCUGACGGCGUGCAUGGGAUGCACCAAGAAGCAUGCCAAGUGUUCCUGGCGGGAGGUCAAAGAGGAGGAACUGCUUGCGGUCCGACCGCACAUCCUAUUCCCCUCCCGCUCAGGCGAGGAGUCGCCAAGCGGUCUUCCUACGACGGGCGUACAUACCCCGAGUAGCGCCCCGGGGCCCCUGGAACGCUCCGAAGGGUCAUUGGCAGACACCCACCAUCAUUCGCAUCAUAACCGGCACGAAUCCGCCCCGAGUGUUCCGCAUAUCGAGUCCGGAUCGACCGCCGCGAUGGCCUCGGACAGCUCACCCCGGCGAGCCCUGAGCGAGAGCGAUCAACCCUACCACCAACGGCGCGUCGCAGCCGGAAAUACCCGCCCACCACCCCCACCAGAUGACGAUGAUCCCGACGCAAACCAGCGCCUGAUGCAGGCUAUCCUCGACACGGUGGAUCACCACACGCGCGUGGCGGCUGCCGUUCAGGAGAAGGAGCGGGGCGCCGAACGGCCCGGGGACGGCAGCACUGACCGGGAUGCCGAGCGCGAUCGGGAGCGACGGCUAGUGCAAGCCUAG
Molecule: messenger RNA, 1824 nt
Organism: Penicillium lagena
Lineage: Eukaryota; Fungi; Ascomycota; Eurotiomycetes; Eurotiales; Aspergillaceae
Product: Zn(II)2Cys6 transcription factor domain-containing protein
Exons: 2
Coding region: 1-1824 (607 amino acids)
Biological process (GO): regulation of DNA-templated transcription
Molecular function (GO): DNA-binding transcription factor activity, RNA polymerase II-specific; zinc ion binding
Source: RefSeq, a predicted model, not a curated record